ACAAAGAAAUAAAGUAGACCAAAAGCUAGUGGAAGAAGAGCUAGUUAAAAGGAUGGAGGAGUAUAAUAAGAGUUUGGAGAUGUUAGUUCUGUUGAAACAAUGUGAAGUUCACAAGGUCAAAUUUCACAUACAAGUUCAAGCUGGAAAUUCACGAAAGGUGGUUGCUGUUAUAGCAAUCAAAAGGUUGGAACCCACUUGGAUCAUUCUAGAUAGGGAAAUGAAAAAAGAGAAGAAGUACUUUAUGGAGAAGCUAUCAUGUGGAAUAUCAAAAUUGAAAAGUGACAACUCCAUAGAAGACGUGAGAGGACCGUUAAAAUUAAUGGAGAACACUAAGGUCUCCCUUACUCGAAAUACAUUUUCGUAUGAUGAAAUGAUACCGGGAGAGGAUGAUUCAUCAGAAGAACGUCCUUCUUCGCAGCAAAACUCGAAAGCUGUUUCUCGUACGAGAACCUCAUGCAAAGAACAGGCAAGCAGUAUACCAGGAAAGCUCUAUUCAGAUUUUUGUGAAAACAAAGUAAAAAGAUCUUCUUCAACUGACUUAGUAGAUCCAAGUUCAAGUUCCUCUUUCCAGAAAGUGAAAACAACAACUGGAAACUCACCAUCCCACGUCUCCGAUGACCAAAACCAAAAGCAUGAACAUAUCAAGGACAGUGAAAGAGAGGAGAUAUUCGAUGAUCAAUAUUUGUAUGGCGUAAUAUCCGAGAAAUCUGAAUGUUCCUUUUGUGGGAACAGAAGGCCGAAAAUGAGACUGCAUAAGGACUUCAGUUAUAAGGAACUUGAAGAAGCAACAAAAGGAUUUUCCAAUGAGAAUUUUCUAUCAGAAGGCGGAUUUGGUUCUGUUUAUAAAGGGUAUUUAAAGAAGGGACUAAGAGUUGCUGUGAAGCAGCAUAAUGAUAUGAGCCUUCAAGGAGAUAAAGAAUUCAAGUCCGAAGUUGAGGUUCUAAGCAAAGCUAGGCAUCCAAAUUUGGUCAUGUUGUUAGGGUCUUGCUCUGAAGGUAGCCAAAAGUUGCUUGUCUAUGAGUAUGUUUGCUAUGGUUCUCUAGACAAAUUCUUAUCAGGGGAUAUAAGAAUGUCUCUCAGUUGGGAGAAGAGGCUAAAAAUAGCUUUGGGUGCUGCCAGAGGCUUAGAAUAUCUUCAUAAACACAACAUCAUUCACAGAGAUAUUAGACCUAACAACAUCCUCAUCACACAUGAUCAUGAAUCACUGUUAGGAGAUUUUGGACUUGCAAAAGCGGCGUAUGAUGAAUUACAACAUUCUUCUGGUAACAACGUGGUUGGUACUUUUGGAUAUAUGGCACCAGAAUAUGCAGCAAGUGGAAAGUUCUCGACUAAAACAGAUGUUUAUGCUUUUGGGGUUGUUCUGCUGCAGCUUAUCACUGGACUCAAGAACACAGACAACUGUCUUGAAGAUAAAAGUCUUGUUGAAUGGGCAAUACCUCUUCUGGAGCAAAAGAAUUAUCCUCGUCUAAUUGAUAAAAGUAUUGUCGAUUCCCAUGAUUUCCAUCAGCUAUUUUGGAUGGUUGAGUUAGCAGCAAAAUGUCUCGAAAAGGAUCCUGAUAAGAGGAAUACCAUGGAAUGGGUGGUUAAGAUUUUGAGUGAUAUAAUGGAAGGAAAUGCUGAUACUUCUAUAGACUUCAACACCAAAAGCAAUAAUGAAGAUGAUAAAAUUCUUGGAACAGUAACAACUUCUUCUUCAUUUUCAACAGACAGAACAUGUUCAUCAAAAAGGUGGAGUCCUUCAUCAUCCAAUAGUACUCAUGAAGAAUGUGAAAGUAGAAAGAUCCCUCUCAAACAUAAAGGGGCAACUCCAAACAAAAGCAAACUACUUUAUAAAGAGAUGAUUCAUUGAGUAGU
Messenger RNA from Solanum verrucosum, 1854 nucleotides. RefSeq names its product probable serine/threonine-protein kinase PBL5. Gene Ontology annotation, cellular component: plasma membrane. The record is from RefSeq and is a predicted model, not a curated record. Gene Ontology annotation, biological process: protein phosphorylation. The coding region runs from base 53 to 1849 and encodes 598 amino acids. Gene Ontology annotation, molecular function: ATP binding; protein tyrosine kinase activity. NCBI's taxonomy places the organism in Eukaryota, Viridiplantae, Streptophyta, Magnoliopsida, Solanales, Solanaceae. The transcript is spliced from 8 exons.